CUUUUCCGUUGCGGAAACCGGGAGGGGGGCUCGCCUCUGCGCUGUGUUUUGCUGCAGAAGGCGACGGCGCUCCUGAGCAUGUGCAGAGAGCAUCGUAGAUAUGGCCGAAGAGGAGCUGGACUUGCUGCUGAGCGGUAAGGGCUGGCCUGUCCCGGAGGAGUACGAUGCCGGGCCCCCGCCGCCUCUGCAGCCCGUCCGUCUGCGGAGAAACACCUGCUACGUCGUGAUGGCCGUGCUGCUGAACGAGAAGAACGAAGUGCUGAUGAUGCAGGAGGCGAAGCUGGAGUGCCACGGGACGUGGUACCUGCCUGCAGGGCGGAUGGAGCCCGGAGAGACCAUUGUGGAAGCCAUGCAGCGGGAGGUGAAGGAGGAGGCGGGCUUGGACUGUCAGCCGCUCACCCUGCUGGCGGUCGAGGACCGGGGCCCCUCCUGGCUGCGGUUCAUCUUCCUGGCUAGACCGACUGGUGGCACCCUGAAAAGUCUGCAGGAUGCAGAUGAAGAAUCGCUGCAGGCCCGGUGGUGGGACCGGAAGUCUCCUUCUCUACCACUACGAGCCAGGGAUAUUGUGCCCUUUAUGGAUCUUGCUCUGCAGUAUCAAGCCAACCCUUGCCAUCCACUUUUGCUGCCUGUGGAACUGCCUUGUGCUGUGAUCUGCCAGAGGCUUCUGGCUGUGUUUACUGACAGUGGUGGUGCUCCAUGGGUGCUCCUGGGCACAGCAAGGUCUCUGCACUUGCCUGUGGUUGUGAGUGGUGUGUCUUCGUCAGCACGGGGCAGUAGACUUCUGGUGGCCAUUCAUCAGCUGCUCCAGGAGUGCCUGCCACCCCCUCACAUGGUGGUACAGGUCCGUGGCUUGCUUGGGCUACAGCAUCUCGGCAAGGAGCCAGGCCAAAGCGAUGGCAUCUGCUUCAACACAGUAGUGACAAUUGGGGACUUUGGCCAGUGCUCAAAGGAGAAACCGCCAGAGUUGCAGAGCAAGGCCUUCCAUUGGUGGAAGGUUGAGGAUGAGGACCUAAAGAGCAGAGUCCUUCAGAGACUCAGCACGUCAUCCUUCAUCCCAGUUCAUUAGCUAGGUCCCCAGGAUGCAACGGCUUGAAAUAUGACGGUGUUUGGCUAACUGGGGCUUGGGAAGAAGCAUGCCCAUUACAGCCAGACUGUUAGGUCCUUUAAAAUCCCUCGCAUGAUGGGCCUCGCAUGUUGGGUCUGUCUUGGCAGAACUAGUUGUCCAGCCAGGAAAGCCCUUGUUUAUGCCAACACAUGCACCUUGCUAUUGGGACAAGUGCUUUGGAGAGAUCUAGAAUGGAAACAGGAGACAAGCAUAAAGUACCACUGAGGGUAACUAAGCAUUUCUGCAUUUACAUAAACUUGCAUAAUGUAUGCCUAAAUAUAGGAAAUUCACCAAUAUUAAUUUUAUCCCUUGAGGAAUACUGGGCUGUAGGCACAGCUGAAUCCCUGCCUGCUCCCCCUCUGCAAUGGAAGCUAAAAUCUGCCAGUUUCCAACAUCUGAGGAACACAUCCUUUUUCUAAGAGGUCCACAGCAAGGCUUAUGCAAUAUUAAAGUUACUUCUGCAUCCUUGGCACUGUUGGCAGAAGUGUGGCUCAGCUUGAGGCUCAGAGCAGUGCUGUCAUUUUGCUGGGGCCUCUUAGCCUGGUUUCUCCUGGCAAAAUUCAACAUGGCAAUGCUUAUUAUGGCUUUGUGCAAAACAAAUAAAAGCCCAGUCUCCUCUA
Messenger RNA from Heteronotia binoei (common prickly gecko), 1725 nucleotides. RefSeq names its product nudix hydrolase 18 (gene NUDT18). The coding region runs from base 101 to 1066 and encodes 321 amino acids. Gene Ontology annotation, molecular function: 8-oxo-dGDP phosphatase activity; 8-oxo-GDP phosphatase activity; magnesium ion binding. The transcript has 3 exons. NCBI's taxonomy places the organism in Eukaryota, Metazoa, Chordata, Lepidosauria, Squamata, Gekkonidae. The record is from RefSeq and is a predicted model, not a curated record.